UCAGGCAGUGUUCAUGGUACCCGCUGUAUUGGUCCUCCACAUAAGAACAAUAUGUGUUGUUACUGGAUAUAUGAUUUAUUCUUGCUGAUGUGGUAGAGCAUGUAUUCCGCCACCGCCGGGCUUUUUUCACGUUACGACAGAGGGUAAACUCCCGCUAACUCCGCCUGCGUAAAGCCUGAGGAGAACAGUUUUCCUGGUAGAAUUAUCGAGUGCACCCAGGAAGCUGACUUGUGUUUACUUCGAGUAGCCUACAGUCUGUUGACCGGAAUGGCAGACGAGUCUCUGUUCGACUUUCUCCACAUGGAGAUCGUGUCACAUAUUUACAGGGAGCAGCAAUCCAGUAAAGAAGAGAUGGACAACAAGGAUAGAGCUGUCUGCGUUUCUGUCCUUGAAAGCAUGGGCUUCAGGGUAGGACAAGGACUCAUUGAGAGGUUGACCAGGGACUCUCCCAGCUUCAAAGAUGAGUUGGAUGUAAUGAAAUUUGUCUGUAAAGACUUCUGGACAAAGGUGUUCAAGAGGCAGAUUGACAACCUCAGAACAAACCAUCAGGGUACGUAUGUCCUGCAGGACAACACGUUUUCGCUGCUGACUCAGCUCUCCAAUGGAAAACAGUACCUGGAUCAAGCUCCCAAGUACCUUGCUUUUUCAUGUGGCAUUGUGAGAGGAGCUCUGUCUAACCUCGGUCUGGACAGCGUGGUGACAGCUGAAGUCUCUGUUAUGCCGUCCUGUAAAUUCCAAGUGGUGGUCCAAAAGUUGUGAUCUGAUCUUCUGUGCUACCCUGCAGCUGAUGAACAGGGCCAUGAAGAACUCCAACAAAUAGUUCCUGUCCAAACACAGAGAGUCAAACACCAACUUAAUUUACUCAUCUGGGUCAAACAGGACUAGCCAGGUUCUGCUGACAACCGGGUACCUGUGACAGAGCAGAAAGGCUCAGCCAAAGCUGACCUUUUACUGGUUCUACUCUGACACAGAAAACCAUUUGCUUUAUUCCUUUUCCCUUUUGAUAUAGUUUACCAUUUAAAUGAAACAAUGCAUGGUGUUCUCAACUUUAGUUUUCCUUAAAGAAGGGAAGCCUAGCCCUGACCGACACCACUGACAAAUUGACUGUCAGUGAUAUCAAUACAAUAAUGUAAGUGUAUAGUAAAUCACAAAGUAAAUUAAUCCAAAUUUAGAGGACUGACUAAGAAAACCUAAGAAACAAUUGAACUUGAAAAAUAAUUUAGGAUAAGACAUCAACUGCCAUACCAUCUCUCUUAGCAUCCAUCCAAGUAAUAGUGAGUGAGCCUUUGGAAAUUAUUACACAUGACACAUCAGAUUCACUAUUAAACACUCGUUGCUCUGCAAACACACAUACCUUAGUUCCUGGUGCUUUGUUCUGCCUUGGAGCAGUUUUGCCUUUAGGAGCUGACUGUUUCAUGCAUGCUGGUGGUCUUUUCAAUUUCAGUUCAUUUUAAGGCAAAAUGCAAAUCUCGAAUAAGUAAUUCAUACAGGACUUUAAGUUUAAUUAUGUUUAGAUGUCAUAAUAUAUUUGAUGUGUUAACAGUUUCGGAGAGAACCACUCAAACUGAAAAUACAGAUUAUUAUUUUUUGUACCAAAAUGUCAAUGUUUUUUACAGUAUGUGUUGUAUGUAGUGUUGAGAUUGUUACUAGCAUAGCAUACAGUAAACAGCAAUGUGGAUUUAUGGGUUACUUUUGUUAAUUUUGCUUUGUAUAAAAAUCUCAAAUAUAAUUAAAGCUGCGAGCAGCGAUGAA
Molecule: messenger RNA, 1752 nt
Organism: Cyclopterus lumpus (lumpfish)
Lineage: Eukaryota; Metazoa; Chordata; Actinopteri; Perciformes; Cyclopteridae
Gene: trappc6bl
Product: trafficking protein particle complex 6b-like
Exons: 7
Coding region: 268-759 (163 amino acids)
Biological process (GO): endoplasmic reticulum to Golgi vesicle-mediated transport; regulation of GTPase activity
Cellular component (GO): TRAPP complex; trans-Golgi network; cis-Golgi network
Source: RefSeq, a predicted model, not a curated record